Hevea brasiliensis (rubber tree) is the source of this 1489-nucleotide messenger RNA. Its product is annotated as mRNA-decapping enzyme subunit 2. The record is from RefSeq and is a predicted model, not a curated record. Gene Ontology annotation, cellular component: cytoplasm. The coding region runs from base 159 to 1133 and encodes 324 amino acids. The transcript has 8 exons. Gene Ontology annotation, biological process: nuclear-transcribed mRNA catabolic process, nonsense-mediated decay; deadenylation-dependent decapping of nuclear-transcribed mRNA. Gene Ontology annotation, molecular function: 5'-(N(7)-methylguanosine 5'-triphospho)-[mRNA] hydrolase activity; manganese ion binding; RNA binding. NCBI's taxonomy places the organism in Eukaryota, Viridiplantae, Streptophyta, Magnoliopsida, Malpighiales, Euphorbiaceae.
CGGAGAAGAACAUUCUGUAUAGACGCAGAAAAUUUGAUCCCAAAUUCUCCGGCGACGGAGCUCUUUCCCUUUCUGUAUAAAUCCACUAACUGAAAGAGCUCCUUUUUCCUUUUUAAGUGUAUAAUAAAGCUAAGGGUUUUAGGUUUCACCGCAGAGCCAUGUCUGCUAUCAACCGAUCUUCCAGCACCCCGUUGAAGAACGGCGGCCUCCCUCCUCAAGAGCUUCUUGACGAUCUCUGCAGUCGGUUUGUUUUGAAUGUACCAAAAGAAGAUCAACAGUCAUUUGAGAGAAUUUUAUUCCUCGUCGAGUAUGCACAUUGGUUCUAUGAAGAUAAUUCAGUGGAAAAGAAUCCCUCACUGAAGUCGUUCAAUCUAAAGGAAUUCACAUCCUUACUGUUUAACAGUUGUGAUGUAUUGAGACCUUAUGUUGCUCACAUAGAUGACAUAUUUAAAGACUUCACUUCAUACAAGGUUCGAGUUCCUGUAACUGGAGCAAUCAUUUUGGAUGAAACCUUUGAAAGGUGCCUGCUAGUGAAGGGUUGGAAAGGGACGAGCUGGAGUUUUCCACGGGGCAAAAAGAACAAAGAUGAGGAAGACCAUGCAUGUGCCAUCAGAGAAGUUUUGGAGGAAACAGGUUUUGACGUUUCAAACCUUCUCAACAAAGAGGAAUGCAUUGAAGAGAUGUUUGGACAGCAGAGGGUGAAGCUUUACAUUAUUGCUGGCGUGAAGGAUGACACUGCCUUUGCACCACUUACGAAAAAGGAGAUCAGUGAAAUUGCAUGGCAACGACUUGAUGAACUGCAGCCAGCAAGUGAUGCUGUAAUAUCUCGUGGGAUCACUGGCCUCAAGCUUUACAUGGUUGCCCCAUUUUUAGAGUCCUUGAAAUUGUGGAUUUCAAAGCAUCAGCCCCCUGUAGCUCCAAGACCUGAUAUGCCUAUCAAAGGCAUGUGUGUGUGGAAAGCCAAGAACACUUCCAUAGGGAGUGGCACUAGCACAACAAUAGUUGAUACCCAAUCAACUAAGCCUGGAACUGAUGCUCAUCCUCCUGAUGCUGGCCCUGGCAAAAGCUUUAGAAAUUUUAGAUUUGACACUGCUGGAAUCUUGCGAGCAAUGGAAGCUGGGUUUUCUUCCUGACGAUUGGCAAUGGUAACUCUUUGUAGAUGCUCCAUGGUUACAUAGAUGGGUUAGUGUUUCUUAUGUAUCACCAAGCAGCUGUAAUCAUCUUCAUGUCAACUAGCUGUGCUUGAUGUAUAUGAAUUGUGUCGGUAUUUGGCGGUUGGGUUUAGUGUAUAUCCUGUACAGAAGCCCUUUUUGUGUCAGAGAGUGUUUUUGUCAAAUUUUCUUAGUACAUUGCACUGAACUGCAGAUCCUUUUGCCACAAAAGCCAAGUGACUUGCUAUUGGCUGUUGUCCUUGUCUCUGGGUUUAGAUUCUCAAUCAUGUGUAAGAGUACUAUGUCAUCCGUAAACCUAUUGUUGUGUUGCUUCUUUA